CGCCAACCGUGCAAGGUUUGCCUUGUAGCCGCCAUGUCCUCUCCAAAUGGCGAGACAGGGACGAUGUUCCAAAAGAUGGCGGACCUAAGCGACUUCCCAAAGUACUUACCUCCGGAGGUUGCAGAAGGAUAUGCCGAAGAGAUUGAAGAGCGACAGUCUGUGAUUCUACGACUGUUGUCAAGUGAUCCGGCCCCUCCGCAUUCUUCAGAGCUUGCCUUCGGGCUGCGAUGCCUGAAGAACUUGGAGGAGCAGAAAAUUCCCACCAAGAUCGAAUUCAAAAUCAAAGUGUGUGCUGCUCUCUGGAAGCUCUUGGUUGAAGUUGCCAAAGCCGACGCCCCGCUCUAUGGCUACGCGAAUUGCAGCAAGAUUCUGGACAACUUGCGCUGCUGGCUGUGUCACCUGAACUUGGAUCACAUACAGCCAUUCUGGAGGGCUGAGCCCAACGAGACAGAGGCUGAUCAAGUUGCCAGUCUCUUUGACGUGUUGGAUGUCAAGGUCCCGCUCCACAUGAUAGUCGAAGAGGUCAGGAAGAGUCCUCGCACAGAUUGCUCCAUCAACAAUUCCAAGAGGCGAAGCUAUGUUCAUCACCUUGCGAGUUUGUGCACAACCUUUAGCUACCUCCAAGGUUCCAUCUCUGUUGCUCAGGGUGAGGAGCUGAUGGCAGAGCUAGCCAGUAGGAUUGAUGGCUUCUAUGUGUACUCCCUGUUCUAUGCCAAGAUGUUGGCAGUGCUCACGCCGCGAGCUUGCACUCCGCAGCUGAUCCUCGACGGCCGGCUUUGGUCUUGGUGGUCGCGGGUGCCGGAAGGCUUGCUCCCCAAGUACGACCUCAUGUGGUUCAUGCCGUUGUCGCGAUUUGUGGAGCUGCAGUGGGCAAACCAGCUAGAGGCAGGCCACGCAGAGUGCUCGGCUGCCUUGCGGAAGCAGCUCCCCUGGUUGAUGAACAAGAUCUGCCGCACGCUCUGCUUGCCCUUUGGCUCUCCAGCUGCCAAAGCGGUGGACGGCAAGGGACAGUCAUUCCCGGAGCUUGACCGCUAUCAAAUCCCGGAUGAGAUUGACGCCGUUUUCAUGGGAAACCAGUCUGCUUGGAAGGAUGUUGCCUUCUUCCUGAUAUACAUGCUGGAGCCAAAGCCGACGCAGCCAAAAGAGGAGGUGUGGACGAUUUUGACCCUGCUGCAACGCCGCAUGAGGCCGUUCCUCACCCCAGCAACAUGUCAAGGAGACUGGCUGUGGCACUGUGUGACCCUGCUGCACAGCCUCAUUUCCUUGUACUACCGAAGGAUUUGCAGAGAGCGGCUGCUUGAGUGCACCGCCCUUCCGGAGACACGGCUGACUGCAGAAGCAGACCAAACCUUUGUGGAGCUCAUGCUUCCAUUGGUGCGCGAUUUGAUGAUGCUCCGCGGGGCAUACGAAAUGGCAACAUCAAUGGAGAAUAUUGCGCGGUUGACUCAGAUUUCAGCAAUGCACUCCUCUGCGCCUGUUGUUUUUUCGGAUUCGCCAGCAGAUCCAUUCAGAAUGGACUUCCACUCCAUGGUCAUGCAGUCAACUGAGCUCCUGAAUGAUCCAACGCAAUCUGGGCGCCAUGUGGCGCUACUGCGCGUAUUUUCAUCAGUAGUGCCGGCUCUCAGCUUGCAGAUGCCCUCAGUCAUCGGUGAACUUCUGCCUUUGAUGUUGCAAGGCAUCGAUGCCACAGACAGCCCGAAGACCUUGAGCGCGCUUCGGCUGUUGCUAUGUGUGCUGAUCAACGUGCCAUGCCUGGAUUCCAACGACUGGCAGGGAAGCGAACUGCCGCAGCCGCAAGAGCCGCAUCCUGCGCUUCGCUGGCCCCUUCCAAGAGAAUGUCAACUGAAGGUUGGAGACCCGGACUACGGUGCAACGGGCAUCGUGUCUUCCAUGCUACCUUCUUUUGCCAUUGAUUUGGUUGAGCGGGCCUGUGACUACGUGUCCAGGAUUCCAAAGGCUCGGGCGGUGAAGAACGGGAAAAUCUCAUUAGAGCUUGCUACUAUGGGCUUGCUCCAUGGAGCCCUUGCCAUAGCAGCAUCGCAGACCGACCGGGAAACCUACAAGCAAAUGGUGGAGGUCUUGUGUCAGUUUCUGGGCUCGCACCUGCUUCCGGAUCAAGUGAAACCGGCUGGUAUGGUGGCUUUUGCUAUCUCCCGUGCUUGUCCAGAAGUUGCACUACCUAUGAUGUUGCCGUUAAUGUUCAAAAAGCUGCUUCCACGAGGGUCAAGCGUGCCGUUGCACGAAGCCGGGGUGUCGGAAAGCGAGGCAAAAUGGUGGCUGUCGCUUUUAUCCGCCACCGUGCGCUGUGGGGGGGCAUCCCUGCUGGCCCAUAGGCAGCCGUUGGAAACAAUCAUGCGGUGCGCCUUCUUAGAUGAGCGGGAGGUCGUGACCAAGCUGGGCAUGAAGCUUUUUCGUCGGGUCCUGUACUCGCUGACUUCCACAUAUAUUGGCAAUGACUACCGGCUGUGCGGGGGCACCAUGUGGCAGACUCUGAUGAGCUCUCGAUUGGGAAGUGCUGUGCCGCCGGAGGCAGCGCGAACUCUGCUUUGGUCAGGCGCGCCGCCACCAUGGUGGAUCACAGAUGCUACCCCAUCAGCAGACUGGCACGUGCCUUCCGAGGAUGAAGUGGCAUGGGCUCGGGAUUUGUGCUUCGGUGUUCUGGGCCAGGUCGGAAAGAUGAUCAGUACAGUUUUGCAGGUGCCCAUCCCUGCGCUGGACACAGGAAACUCGGGAUCGCCAUGGCUGGAGGGUCUUGCAACCAGUUUGCCUGCGAAGAAGAAGGCUGCGCACGGAGCUGUGCUGGGAAUACGCCUUGCCAGUCAGGUACUCAGGGGCACUUGCGAUCUGUGGCCAGACGAGAGGGGGCAGGAAGAACUGAAAUCCAGGCAGCUGCCGCCCAACUUGAAGGUGGCCGGCAAUACGGCAGAAGUGAUGUUCAAUUGGUUGUCGGCAGUCCUUCUGUCUUCCUUUCAAGUGCUUGCGGCGCAAGAGCAGUACGGUAUCGUCGCAGAAACCAGCGGGAAGCUUGACCAAAUUGAUGUCUCCAGAGUGAUGCGGAAGUUGCUGAAGUGUGUGGCGGAGCUGGUCGGGGCUUUGGGUGACACACAUCCAAGCAGCUUGCGGCUUUUUCCCAGCCUGCGGCAUGUCGAGAAGCAUGCUCAGGGACUGGCGCUACAAUCAACGUCAUUGGAGAUGCUUCAUCCGCAUUCGAGGUGGAGAGAUCUGCCAAGGGUUUGGUGGGUUGAACGUGUGGCGGACACAAUGGAGAAUCGAAUUCAUGAGCGUCGUGGGGGCCAUCGAUAUGCCGGAAGACGGAAGAAGCUGAUAGAGGAGCUCACAAGGCAAAUCUUCAGCAGUGGCUUUGCCGCAGUGCGGUCUCGCGCGAUGGGAACCGUGGCAAUGGCUGUCGCGUACCAUCAGGGCUGCCGCUGGCCGCUCGUUCAGGAUGUCCUGCUCCCAGCCUUGAGUACUGAGUCCGAUGCGGCACUUCGAUGUGGCUCUCUCUCCGGUGAUGCAGCUGACAGGGAGCAACAGCGGCUGAAUGACUCGCUCUCUGGCCUUGCAGCUGCCUUUGCGGGAGGAAUUCAGGGCUUGGUUUGGGGAGUUUGGCGUCGUGGCAUGGACGAUGCAUCCACACUGGGAUACAGCUUGUGCGAGGCUAUUUAUGCCGCCACGCGUGUGAAUCAAGGAGGCGCUUAUCCCACAGAUUCAGCUCAAAGAUGCGAAGUGAAGCCAACAACAGUUGCGAAAUUGAUCGGCGCAAUGAAGCACUGGCUCGAUUGCAGGGAGGUGCAAAGCUGGGGCACCACUCGGCCUCGCUCUCGAGCACCUGGCUUGGAGGAUGAAUUCCAGGAAGAUUCCAAUAGUUCCAAGGUUGCGCCUGGACUAGCAGCUGUUCGCACCGUGUCCAAGGCUUUGGCCAUUUGCGAUCGCUCAGACUGCCAUUGGCGAGCCCAGAUCAUGGCCACCACCAUGUGCUUGGCUUUGCUCAAUGCCCUUGGCCCCAGUGGCAUCCCACCCAGGUUGAGCUCCGAGGAGCAGGCCGAAGUACAGGAAGUUUGGAGCAAGUGGGCUCGCUGGCUCAUCCGAUGCAUAGAGCCAAAGGGUCAGCCUGGGCUUCAUGCCUUGGCUGUUCAUGGCCUCCUGCUGGUCCUCAAGCGCUCACCAUUGAAAGACAGUCUGUCGGGACUGGGCUUGUCUGACAGCUCAUUCUUUCAAAAUUUGCUUGAGGUGAUGCCCCCCCUGCACCAUGAGGAUUUGAUGGUGACUGCUGAUGACCAAGUUGGCCAGAAGAGCGAGCCCACGCGAGAGCCGGUCCAUGCCAUGACUUCAUCCGUCUUUGACGUUUGGCCAAGGAUCUGGCUGCGGAGAUCUUCUCGAUCGUUUGCAUUGCGGAAUGCGCUGUUUUGGCAGACUUAUGUGAGCUUCCUGAAGUCCCAGAUGGAUAAAGAAGGGCUCGUUGACAUGCUGCGCAAAGGCGCUGAGAAACUGGCAUCUCAGCCCGUCGCUGAAGCCGAAUUCCAUGCAGCCUUCGCAGAAUUUGCCGCCGGCAGCUUGCGAGCAGUGCGAAAACCCGCCGACUCGCAGACUCGGCAAAGCCUGUGGAAUCAACUGCACCCCUGGCUGCUCUCUGAACUGCAGCAGUCAUCUGAAGAGCGUUUAGGUGACUGGUGUGAUGCAGUGCGCUUCGUUGUGACUGGCUGCCGCAGACCGAAGUUGGAGCCCAUGUUCUCUGAUUCUCAGGCGGGCAGUGAGGACUUGCAGUAUCUCAUUCCGCUGUUCAACUUUGUUGUCGGUGGAGAUGGUGACUUGGAAUUCAAUACAUUGAGUUGUGCGCUGGCACCAAUACGCUUUGACUACAGCAAGAGUGCAUCCGACAGUGAGAAGGAGGCGUCAUCGUUUGACGCAUUCAAGCGCUUGCGGCUGCUCCUAUCCUUGCUGAUUGAGCCCUUGGCCACAAAGGUCAUGGCAGCAAGCGAGGAGUUUUGCAGGAAGUUGGUGGCAGUCUUGGAGGAUGGGCUUGGCCAUCCUUACAAGCAGCUCCGAGAAGAAGUGGCCCGGGGUCUUUACUUCAUUGUGCAGGCUGCUUCUCACCAGCACAAAGACGUUUCUGAAGGAGCCUUGCAAACCGUCUCAGCGUCGCUGGGCACUUGGUUUGCUUCAGAAGCUCGCAGGCUGACUUUAUUGUUGCGGGCGGACAAUGCUGCACACACCAAUGCUACGGCAGAUGAUGGUGCAAGGCCAAAGCAUGUUGUUGAGAGUUCCGGCUUGUUGUAUCUUCUGCUGCAUUCAUCCUUGAGCCGGAUGAGUGCAGACUACCUUCGCAAUGCCGCUUCAGAUUGGCUGGGAUUUGUCGCAGCUGCCGCUGCGCAUAGUGACCUGGAGCUUCGUGCCAUCGCACCACAUGCCAUGUCCUUAUGUUGUUGCUCUCACCCCCUACCGCCAUCACUAGAGCAGCCAACGCUGUGGAGCAGCCUUCCCAUGGUGAAAGCCUUGCGACCGCUCAUUAGCGAGCAGGCACUUGAAAAGGAAUUGGAGAAGGCGUUCGCUGCAGGUUUGAAGCAAUCAGUUUUGGCCAACUUCUUCAUUCUCCUCACCGGUGAAGCGCGUGAGAUCUACGAGGAGCUUCGCUCUGCCGCAGAGCGUGCCCUUGGAGUCUCCAAGCCAGAGAUCCGUAGCGCCGCCAGAAGCGCCGUAGCAAGCUUUCUUGCAGUGCAGUGUGAGUCGGAGAUUGUCAGCCGACUCAAGGCACUGAAGGCACUGGCAGGCCCGGCACGGGAUUCCCAGGCAAAGCCUGUGGAGCCAUUCUGCAUCGCCGUUAGCACCAUGGCCUGUAUGCUGCUGACGGCUGCAGAUUGCGGUGUGCCAAGGUGGUCGGGCCAGGCGGUGCAAGCGGUAGCUCCAUAUGGCAAGGUUGGAGUUCAUGAAAUCGCGCGGAAGGAAGUCCAGUCUGCCAUCCAGGCCUUCUUGAAGCUGCAACAGUCCAGCCAGACGUCCUGGACAGAGUGCCAGCUCAAGUUGACCCCGACGCAGCUGGAGCUUUUGAAUGACAACAAGGGCAAGCUAUCCUAUUUCUCAUGAUGUGCGAAAUGAUCUGAGUGGUGACUCUUGCAGUUGUACAGCCUGGAGCAGUCACAAUUUGUAUAGGGUCUGAAAUGAGGCAUGAUCACGAAGAUGCUGCAAGUCUGCAAGCCUGG
Effrenium voratum is the source of this 6197-nucleotide messenger RNA. The record is from the annotation of a GenBank genome assembly. NCBI's taxonomy places the organism in Eukaryota, Dinophyceae, Suessiales, Symbiodiniaceae.